Molecule: messenger RNA, 2082 nt
Organism: Suillus clintonianus
Lineage: Eukaryota; Fungi; Basidiomycota; Agaricomycetes; Boletales; Suillaceae
Exons: 10
Coding region: 1-2082 (693 amino acids)
Biological process (GO): protein histidyl modification to diphthamide
Molecular function (GO): diphthine-ammonia ligase activity
Source: RefSeq, a predicted model, not a curated record
AUGAAGUACGUCGCACUUCUUAGCGGAGGGAAAGACAGUUGUUACAACUUGUCCCACUGCAAUGCACACGGCCACGAACUCGUAGCUGCGGCAACCCUCUCCCCCCAAUCUGGCAAAGAUGAGAUCGACUCGUAUAUGUACCAGACAGUAGGCCAAGAUGCCAUCGAAUUUGUAGCUGGCGCACUCGACGUUCCGCUCUAUCGACGUGUCAUACAAGGCGAUCCUAUCGAGCAAAAUGCAGAAUAUGGUUCGCGCAGUGCUGGGGGAGCUGGCGUGUUGGGAGACGAGACGGAGGACCUCUAUACCCUAUUGGAGGAUGUGAAGGCUCACCACCCAGACGUGCAGGGCGUGUCAGUCGGAGCUAUUCUCUCAAAUUACCAACGCGUUCGCGUCGAACACGUGUGCCGUCGUCUCUCCCUGACACCCUUAGCCUACCUUUGGCAGCGCGACCAAGCCGAGCUGCUGUCCGAGAUGAUCGCAGCCGGGAUCAAAAGUGUGCUCAUUAAAGUAGCAGGCAUCGGUCUGACAGUAAAGCACCUAGGAAAAACAUUGCACGAAAUGCAAGACACCCUCACACGCUUGAACAGCCUUUAUGGUUUGCAUGUCUGUGGUGAAGGUGGAGAGUACGAAACUCUUACUCUUGACAGCCCACUGUUCAAGCAUCGUAUCGUGCUCGAUGAAACAGAAGUCGUGAUGCAUACAGACAAUGAAUUCGCACCUGUUGCAUAUUUACGUAUCAAACGAGCAUCGCUUCACCCUAAGGAAUCGUCUACGGAUGGCAGGGUCGAGAUUCCUCCGCUCUUGGAAGAUAGGUUCGGUGAAUUGAAGAACACUGUCGAAAGUUCAAUCCUAGAGUAUAUAAACGGCUCUAGAAGCGUAUAUGAACUCCUCGCUAACAAACCACAUCACACUCCAGACCAUCCAUCGAUACGUGCUAUCGGGUCAUGGCUCGCAGUCGGAAACAUCCACCCAGAACCAACUCUAGACUCGGAAAUACCCCUCGAUCAACAAGUCCGCAAGUGCUUCAUUCAAUUACAAGGAAUUUUGGAAUCGCGCGAUCUGCGCAUGGAAGAUGUGACUAAUAUUACACUCUUGCUACCUUCUCUCGCUCCCGAGGUCUUCGCCGCUGCAAACAAGGCAUACGCCGAGUUCUUUGGUGUUUCACCUCCUUCCAGGGCUUGUGUGGGCGUGGAUCUUUCCGAGGGUGUGUGUGUGAUGCUUGAAUGCGUCGCGCGCAAGGAUAUCAAAACGCGGAAAGCGCUCCAUGUACAGGGUCUAAGCUACUGGGCACCCGCUAAUAUUGGUCCUUAUUCACAGGCCAUCACAGUGGAGCCGUAUGUUUUCAUAUCCGGUCAGAUCGGUCUACUCCCGCCAUCUUUGACGCUCCCUUCCCCACCCUCAUUAGCGCUUGAAACUGCGCUAGUGUUUCAGCACACAGAUCGCGUCAUCCGUGCGGCUAAUAGCACGGGAGGGCAUGUCCUGCUCUCGCUUUAUUGGCUUGUGAAUGAAGAUGAUGUCAAACACAUUCGUCGGGCUUGCGAAAAAUUUGGCGAGGGAGCGCCAACGCUGUUCUUGGUGGUCGCGUCCCUCCCGCGCGGCGCACGCGUCGAGAAACAAGUCUUGGUGCAUACCGGUAACUUCACGGUUCCAGAUGAAGACGACGAAGACACGUUCACCCAGAUAUCUCGCGCUCCGGAUUUUUUGUCUGGGGAUAUUGAUGCCAAGACUGUGGCAGCGGUAGCAUCUAGGCCGUCCGUAUUAAACUGGCAGGUGUCUCGGUUUGACGUGUCAGGGACCUCACCGCCGUGUAUGGUUAUCUGCGCUCGUGGAUAUCCAUCGCAGGAGGAUGCGCUGGAACUUAGAAACUUAUCGUCGCUCAUUGCAUUUUGGGAAACAGCGCUCUCAGCGAGAUUGUUUCACAGAGUGGACGCAGAUUUUUUGACUAGUUGGUCAUCAGUGUCGCAUAUACUAUUUGGAGACGCGAAUAUGCCUGCCGUCACGUCCAUCCCCUGCCGAUAUAUCGGCACUCGGGGGAGUGAUGAACAGUGGGAUUGGGGGGUAGCCCUCACAGGCGUCUCAUAA